GACCUGAUCUGCAGUGUUUACUUCCGGUAUAGGCCAAGCGUGUUUGUGAACAAGUCAUAUUAUAUAUGUACAUACGGCCCAACAAGCGAUAUUUCUCAUGAAUGAAAAAUACACCAUACUUUAAUUUUUAUGUAAAACUUAGAAAGCGUUCACAACAAUUCUCUUGCCUCCAUUUACUGAACAUGCUGAGUAUAAGUCAUGGCCUAAACUUAUCUCAAGCCCCCAACAUUGCCAAAUGGAAUACGUCCUUGUUUCGUUAACUUUAAAAAAAUAAAAUCAAAACUCACAAAACUAACACGUGACAUCCUCCUAGCCGAACCUACCACAGCAUAAAUAUGGACGCAUGUCAUAUCAGUCUAUUGUGCAUUGUAUUAACGUAUGUAAUUCACGCUAUUUUUGCUACCGAGGUGAACGUUGAUUUCAACAGAGUUCUGCAAGUGAUCGAUGACAAAUUUGUUGCCGUUACUCUUGAUUCACAUCUCAUACAGGAGGGAUGGCAGAAAUUCGAUUUUGGAUCAGAAAAAUUGGUAAACCUGGCUCAUGGUUUGGCGCCAUGCUAUCUGCGCCUUGGAGGAACUGCUGCAGACUUACUGACCUUUGAUCCUCAAAAGACAGCCCCAAACAAACCAUGGUCAGCUCAACAAUAUCAAGAGUUCCUGCUGAAGAAACACUACAAGAACUUCACAAUGUCAGCUACUGACUGGGAUUUGAUCAACAAGUUUUCUGCAGCUGUUGGCUGGGAGCUGAUCUUUGAUCUCAAUGUUUUGAUCCGAGACCAAGGAUCCUGGGACCCCACAAAUGCCAUGUUGUUGAUGAAUUAUACCAAGUCGAGAGGAUACAAGCUUGCAGGAUUUGAACUUGGAAAUGAACCAAAUGCCUUCCAUCAUGUGUUUGGUCGGACAGUGACAGCUGCUGAUUUGGCAAGAGACUUUGUACGACUGAGACAGAUCAUGGGCAGCUAUUCUCAGUCGACCCUCCUGGUGGGGCCAGAUGUCACAAAAGUCGAUAAGAAGAAUGUACGGCUUUAUUUUGAAGAAUUCCUGGCCUCUGGUGGUGGCAAAGUGGUGGACAAGGCAACAUUUCAUCACUACUAUGUAGACGGUCGCACUGCUGAUGUUGGGGACUUCAUUGACGCCUCCAUCCUGGAUAGUCUGAAAACAGAUCUGACUGAUGCCAUCACAACUGCCCAAGCCCAUGCCCCUGGGGUGCCUGUCUGGAUUGGAGAGACAGCCUCAGCAUACGGUGGAGGGGCUGAAGGUCUCUCAGAUGCAUACGUGGCAGGAUUCAUGUGGCUGGACAAGCUUGGCCUGAGUGCCCUGUAUGGUGUGAAGGGAGUUUUCAGACAGAGUUUCUACAAGGGCAACUACGCUCUGCUGGACCUCGACACUCUCGACCCAAACCCAGACUACUGGUUGACACUGCUGUACAAGAGGCUGGUGGGGAGGCAGGUGUUCCAUGUGACAACGACCUCAUCAAGCGACCGCCUCAGGAUCUAUGCCCACUGCACCAGCACCAACAGCAGCACCUUCGGCUACAAGCCUGGCAGCCUCACUGUGUACGCCAUGAACAUCGACAGCUCCAACACAACCCUGUCUCUACCCCAGUUCCAAGACAGGACUCUCCAUGUGUACUGGUUGACCCCAGGUGGUGGAGGCGGACUCAAGUCAAAAUUUGUAAACCUGAAUAACAAGACAUUGGAGCUGGUGGACAAGCAGCUGCCCUCACUGACCCCCAGUCACAGCUCAGCCAGCACCCUCAGCAUCCCAGCUCACAGCUUUGGCUUCCUCGUCAUCCCUGAUGCAAACAUUUUAGCUUGUCAGAAAUAACACAGUAGGCUUUCAGAAGGCUUAUUUAUGUAGCUAAAGCCAUGCUAUCAUGGUCAUGGUUUGUGUUACCAGCUAUGCAGGGUCAGAUCUGCUUCUCUUACCAUAUGGAGAUUAUUAGUCAGAUUUGUCAGUUCUUCACAUAUACAGCUGGUGAACCUAUCCCUAUCCCUGUCAGUUCUUCACAUCUACAGCUGGUGAACC
Messenger RNA from Haliotis rufescens (red abalone), 2027 nucleotides. Its product is annotated as heparanase-like. The coding region runs from base 336 to 1826 and encodes 496 amino acids. Gene Ontology annotation, cellular component: membrane; extracellular matrix. The transcript is spliced from 10 exons. Gene Ontology annotation, molecular function: hydrolase activity, acting on glycosyl bonds. NCBI's taxonomy places the organism in Eukaryota, Metazoa, Mollusca, Gastropoda, Lepetellida, Haliotidae. The record is from RefSeq and is a predicted model, not a curated record.